Penicillium longicatenatum is the source of this 759-nucleotide messenger RNA. RefSeq lists its product as uncharacterized. NCBI's taxonomy places the organism in Eukaryota, Fungi, Ascomycota, Eurotiomycetes, Eurotiales, Aspergillaceae. The transcript has 3 exons. Bases 1 to 759 code for a protein of 252 amino acids. The record is from RefSeq and is a predicted model, not a curated record.
AUGACAGAAUCCAUCAUCUCAUUCAACAUCAUCAUUUGCGAGCCCAUCCAGCAAAUUGAUUUUGAUGCAGAGCCAGCAGCCCCAGACAUUCCAAAUGCGUCUCAAUUGAUCCAUGCGCGUGCCAACUUGACCUACUGGCAGAACUGGGCAUCGAUCGGCGGUACCUACCUUACUGGCUUUGCUGAUUUGGCUGGUGCAGUUGCAACUAUCGUGUCCGCUAAAUCAAGUGCUAAAAGCUGUGCCACUACCCUUGCUCAAGUCGAUGCAAAGCGCGAUGUGGAGGGGCCAAUUGGAGUUGAAGCGAUGGCGGUUAGCCUUGUUGCUGAUGGAUACAACCAAACUGGUGAUUGGUUUUACCACACCAAUGGAAAUAUAACUUUCGACGGUUUCUUCUCCAAUGGCCAGGUGCGGAUCCACGACCUCUAUGUCGCGGGCAACUACACCGGUGCUCAUAUCUCAUAUGAAGACAAUGUGAUUGCUGCGGAAACAGAUCUCUACAAGCGUACUACCUGGAGUCACAAGUCAGUCAUCUUGGAAUACCACUCCUACAAGGGUGUUUGCAAGACACGCUUGACUAAGGCUCAACUGAAGGAGGCGGCGGAGGUGCAGCUGCACACGAUGUCCUCCAACCGUGACAAGUGCUCGUGCUGGACAUACACCGGUGGGCAUGGUUGGUACGGCGAGGUGAAGCUUAUGGAAGUGUACGCUACUCGGCGUCGUGCUACAACACCGCCUGUAAUGCCACUUAAAGUGGUAUGA